AUGGCCGAUUCUGCAAAGGCCGACAUCAGCCACGUCGAGCAUCUUGAGGAUGGCGGAGCCACGCCCAACAAGGGGAAGGUUAUGGGCACCGUUAAGCUGACGGAAGGCGAGAUCGUUUAUAUCCCCACGCCAACAGCUGAUCCUAGAGACCCCCUGAACAUGGGAAUAUGGCAGAAGUGGAUUGUGCUUGUGGUGAUCUCCAUCUUUUCCACACUCGGCCUCGCCCUGGUCAGUGGGUUUGGAGGACUUCUGGGCUUCUAUAUCCCGGAGUACACCGCUGCGGGCAAGGCCUAUGAUGAUAUCACCCAUUUAAUGACCUAUCCGACUUUGUUCAUGGGAAUUGGAAACCUAAUCGGGAUGCCACUCGCCAUUGGUGUCGGCAGACGAAUCGUCCUCCUAUGUUCAACCAUCGUCCUUGUCGUCGGCGCAAUCCUUUGCGCUCUCGAGAAAACCUACGAGUGGCAUCUCUGGUCACGAUGCGUCGUGGGCUUAGCUGCUGGACAGAGCGAAGCACUAGUUCCGAUGAUAACCCAGGAGAUAUUCUUCCUGCACGAGCGCAGCAAGGCCCUCAUGGGCCAACAGGCUAUCCAGGUCAGCCUAACAGCAGUUUGGGUUCUAUUCGCCAGCGAAAUCGCCAAUGCCAUCACGCCGCAAUGGUGGUACGGCCUUGGUGCUAUCCUUGCCGGUGCACAGCUUGUGCUCGCGUUCUUCUUCCUCCCCGAGACCAAAUAUGAACGCUCGCUUGCCUCCUUCCAGGAGGGCGAAUCUGGCAACGAUACGGAUGUAUCUGAGACUACCAAAAACGGAGAGCCCGGGGUGUGCACUGAGCGUCCACCGCUGGACUUUGAACGGUACGCCCCGCGGACCUGGAAGUCUGAUAUGCGUCUCUGGGUUGGGAAGCCGGAUUGGAUCAAGGUUUGGGAGGUUUUGCGGCAAACAUUCGAGCUCCUCCUCUUCCCCAACGUCUUCUGGGCACUAUGUCUAAACGGCCUCACAAUCGGCACAAACAUCGCUAUCGGAACAACAUACGCAACAAUCCUCCAAGCCGUUCCAUACAACUGGCCGAACAAAACCACCAGCUACGUUAACUGCGGGCAGAUCAUCGUCGCACUCGCAGCCCUCCCCCUCCUCGGCCACGGAUCCGACUACCUGGUGAAGUACUUCGCAAAGCGCAACAACGGGCUGCACGAGCCGGAAACACGAAUCCUACCUCUGAUCUUCCCUAUCAUUGUCGGCACCUUCACGGCCGUGCUCUACGGCCAGGGCGGCCAGUAUCCGGAGAAGUACCACUGGUUUGUCUACGUUUGGGGGGUCGCCGCGUACUACUUUUGCUUUGUGGGUGCCAAUAUCGUCGCGAUCACGUACCUGCUUGAUAGUUAUCCGGCGCGUGCUGGACCGCUGCUGGUUAUUAUCUGCGCGUUUCGGGGGAUUAUAUCAUUUGGGACGAGCUAUGGGACUGCGUCGUUUGUGGAGACUCAUGGGUAUGACGGGGCCUUUGGCACGUUCGCCGGAUUGACUGCUGCUUUGGGCGUUUGUGGCAUUCCGGUUUAUAUCUGGGGGAAGAGGAUUCGGGGGUUUACUGGCAGGUUUGCGAAAGAUGCUGUUGUUUCUUGA
This is a messenger RNA of Aspergillus puulaauensis, 1614 nucleotides long. RefSeq lists its product as uncharacterized. Gene Ontology annotation, biological process: transmembrane transport. Bases 1 to 1614 code for a protein of 537 amino acids. Gene Ontology annotation, cellular component: membrane. The transcript is spliced from 6 exons. Gene Ontology annotation, molecular function: transmembrane transporter activity. The record is from RefSeq and is a predicted model, not a curated record. NCBI's taxonomy places the organism in Eukaryota, Fungi, Ascomycota, Eurotiomycetes, Eurotiales, Aspergillaceae.